Cordyceps fumosorosea ARSEF 2679 is the source of this 942-nucleotide messenger RNA. Its product is annotated as bromodomain associated domain protein. The transcript has 2 exons. NCBI's taxonomy places the organism in Eukaryota, Fungi, Ascomycota, Sordariomycetes, Hypocreales, Cordycipitaceae. Gene Ontology annotation, molecular function: protein heterodimerization activity. The coding region runs from base 1 to 942 and encodes 313 amino acids. Gene Ontology annotation, cellular component: transcription factor TFIID complex. The record is from RefSeq and is a predicted model, not a curated record. Gene Ontology annotation, biological process: transcription initiation at RNA polymerase II promoter.
AUGUCUGAAAAGCGCGAAGCGCCCUUGUCGCUCGAGGAAGUUGUCACGAAGCGACGGCGUGUUGAAGACGAGGACUCUGUCAUGGAGGAUGCCUUCUCGCCAGCUACACUCAACGAUGCGAUGGAUGGCUACAUCAAUGAAGUGAAAUUUCCAUCGACACAGCACUUCAAUGCACGGUUCGGUAUUCAACGGUCUAUAGCGCUUGUUGCGUCGCAUAUCGGUUUCGAAUCUACCUCUCCCCAAGUUAUGGAGAGCUUUACCGGGCUGGUAGAAGCUUAUCUAGAAUCAAUUAUCGAAGAAACAAAGAGACUGGCAAUCGCGUCGCGGCGCGAGCACCCCAUACCUUCCGAUUUCGAGAAUAUGCUCAAGCGCUACAAUCUACCGAUGUCAUCAUUGACACCACAUUUGAAGAAUCCCAUGUCAAUAAAUUCUGCGCCAAUUUCUAUUCAUAACAACCAGUCCCAUCAGUCAUUCGAGUUCAAAGCGCUCCCAUUACUUGGCUCUGAACUUAGUGGCCAGGCCGACAAGGACGCAAAAUCAUACAUUCCAUCGACGUUUCCCGAUUUCCCCAGCAAACAUACAUAUAAAUUCACGCCGCAAGAUAACGCCAUGUCCCGUGACUCGCAGAAAAUACGCGAGGAAGCUGCACUGAAUGCUCAGCAGGGCGAAGAUGCCCUGAGGCGUCUAGUACGCGCCUCAAAGAUGCGAAAUCAGAAGGAAGCCAAGGCCCUUGUGGAGAGAGAUAAUCAAGGUAAAGAGCGUUUCAGAUUAUGGGAGUCAACCAUGAAACGAUUCAUGGGAGGAACCUCAAAAGACACAGCCACGGGUCGAGUUGAAAUCGCAGAUCACAGCAUGAUUGUGAAUGGAGAUGUGGCAUUCUCCCGCAAAGAUGUCUCACGCACAGGUCAGAGAUCGGCCACUGUUCCUGGAAAGAGCUCUUGA